AUGGUGAAAGAGGAACGUGUUUCCAGCAUCCCAUUGCCUAGCAUCAAAAGCAAGACGCUGGUUAAAAUUAUUGAAUACCUCAAGAAGCAUGCAGAGCUCACUCCCUCGAACAAAGAAGACUUCAAGAAUUUCGAGAAAGAGUUUGCGAACGUUGUCUUAGGGGAACUGCUUGACAUAACAGUGGCAGUAAAUUAUUUGAAAAUCAAUGGUUUGCUGGAAUUCUGUUGCCAGGCUGUGGCUGACAGAAUAAAGGACAAGAGCGUUAAGGCCGUUCGGAAGAUAUUUAGAAUUGAAAGUGAUUUCACCCCCGAGAAGAGGCAGAGUUUCGGAGGGAAACUCCUGGGGCCUUUGAAGGUGAUCUUGAUGAUACCAUCAACUAGGGUUUUAUGGUAG
This is a messenger RNA of Nicotiana tabacum (common tobacco), 393 nucleotides long. RefSeq names its product SKP1-like protein 11. The record is from RefSeq and is a predicted model, not a curated record. NCBI's taxonomy places the organism in Eukaryota, Viridiplantae, Streptophyta, Magnoliopsida, Solanales, Solanaceae. Gene Ontology annotation, biological process: ubiquitin-dependent protein catabolic process.